AUGGACGCAAUAAAAAAUCUUCACCAGCGAAAAACUAUUUUUACUUAUGGUGUUACACAAUCCGAAGGUGGAGAUGUUAAUGUAUUUCCGCCAGGUAGUUCAAAUGGUAUCAUUGUUCCAUUUAGUUUCUUAUCUAAACAUGUUCCACAACCAUUUGUAAAAGAAUGGAGCGGUGGUAUGGGACAAGUUAUACAUGAUAAAUUUAUUAUUAUUGACUUUAAUGAUAAAAAUCCACAAUUGUUCACUGGUUCAUCGAAUUUAGCUGCCGGAGGUGAAGAACAAAAUAACGAUAAUUUAUUAGCAUUUACAGAUCCGAAUGUAGCACAACUAUAUGCUGUUGAAGCUAUACGUCUUGUCGAUCAUUAUCAUUUUCGUGCUGUUUUACAAAAUUCGUCAGAAACAUCACCAGUGAUGCUACGUAGAGAUGAUUGGUGCCAAUCGUACUACGAUCCACGUAAUUUUAAAUGUCAAGAAAGAAUUUUAUUAGCUAAGUAA
Didymodactylos carnosus is the source of this 495-nucleotide messenger RNA. The record is from the annotation of a GenBank genome assembly. NCBI's taxonomy places the organism in Eukaryota, Metazoa, Rotifera, Eurotatoria, Philodinida, Philodinidae.